Cutaneotrichosporon cavernicola is the source of this 2622-nucleotide messenger RNA. RefSeq lists its product as uncharacterized. The record is from RefSeq and is a predicted model, not a curated record. NCBI's taxonomy places the organism in Eukaryota, Fungi, Basidiomycota, Tremellomycetes, Trichosporonales, Trichosporonaceae. The coding region runs from base 1 to 2622 and encodes 873 amino acids. The transcript is spliced from 7 exons.
AUGUUCGCGUCCACGUCCCGCACUGUGCUCGGCUCGCUGCGCGUUGCGCGUGCCUUCUCUACGUCGACGCCGCGGGCGAAGAAGGCGCAGCCGCUCAUCGUUGAGCUCAUCCAGGAUGUUCCCGGUCUCGGGCGCAAGUUCGACCGCGUUGAGGCCAAGCGCGGCUUCGUGCUCUCGUACCUGCUUCCCCGGCGCUUGAUCCGCCUUCUGCCAUGGAAGAAGUGGGCCCACCGCCCAACGGUGUACAUUCGGCCAGAACACGUUGCUGCGCCCGGCGUGCAGUCGCUCAUUGACGGGCCGAACGCACAAGCCGCAUCGGCGAAACAGGCCAUCGUCAACCUAGCUGAUGUCCCCGACACGCUCACGUUCAAGCGCCGCACCAUCAAGCCAGACGAGCCGGCGCUGCACGGCUCAAUUUCCGUCGCUGACGUGACCGCCCUCCUCGCCGACGAGUACCAGCUGCCUCUGGGCUUGAUCGAGUUCUCGUUUACUGGGCUGGGCCCCAAGGACCGCAUCAAGGCGCUCGGAACCUUUACUGGCCGCAUUGCGGUGCGGGGACGCAAGGAGGGCAAGGACGUCACGGUCGCGAUUGAGCGCCAGGGGUGGCGACUGGUUUCCAAGAUUCCGUCCACUUCACCAAAACGAACCGGCUUUGGAGGCCGGCCCCUCCGCCAGCCCUCCCCCGGCGCCGCCAACGUGCCUACAAUGUCGAUGCUCACGAACCGUGGGCUGGGAUUCAUGCUCAGCCCUGCGACGAAGCGGUUGUUGAUGCGGCUGCUAUUGCUCGUCGCGUGUGUUUGGCUGUUCCGCAACCUCACCUCUUCAACCAAGACCCAGGAGAUCCAGAAGCACGGAGUGUUUGAGCGCGUGCUCACUUCGGAAAAGUACCUCGACGUGCAGGCCAACCCCUUCCUGCAGAGUCGUAGGGGACGCGAUGAGCGGCCAGACCUGUUUGACGAGGAGGUGUCGGACGGCAUCCUCGACUAUUGGACGCGUUUCAGGAAGCCCUUUAUCACCAGCAAGGAGUCGGCGCACUACGACACACAGGUCAUGAAGGGCGUCGUUGACGACCUGCUCAAGUUCAACGGCUGGGUCACUGGCGGGUGCCAGACCCUGAUUCGUCCGUUCGACUCGUUCAACGACAACUACGACGACCUCGUCGAGGCCGACAACCUGUACUAUGUCGCGAUCAUCGUCAACCAGGCCGACCACUUUGUAGUUGACCAGCUGGCGGUCGUCGUCGGUCUCGCCCGCCGUCUCGGUACGCGCAACAUCUUUGUCUCGAUUCUGGACCAGGGCUCGACGGAUGCGACGCAGACGCUGUGCGACAUCACCGAAGCCGUCCUAACCAUCCUCGGCAUCGCGUUCCGUAUCCGCCGCGUCCCCGCAAUGCCCAUCAACUACUACCCGCUGGAGGAGGCUGAGGUCCGCAACCUCGCCCUCGAGCCGCUCCACGAACUCAACGAGAAGCGCAACUUCAAGUUCCAUCGCGUCAUCUGGCUCAAGGGCUUUACAUGCCCUACCGACGUGCUAGAGUCGCUGCGUGUGUCCGAGGUCAACAAGGCCGCCAUGGUGUGCGGCAUGGACUGGGCUGAGCACAGUGGCUUCUUCAUCUUCUCAGACCGCUGGCGCACGCGUGACAUUGCGGGCGACCUGUUCCGCCAGGCCCGGUCCAGCUCCAACCCCGAAGCCGGCCCACCUCGUGACCCAAUCGGCACGCACCGCUACGCCGAGCACCUGCCGUUCCAGGUGUUCUGCUGCGAGUCAGGUACGCACGUUGUCGACCCUGCCCAGUCGUACUACCGCGGCAUCCGGUACCGCGCGUCGCACGACGCCGUCAAUGUCACGGACAAGGACACGCUCGCAACGGACCCGGAGACGCCGUGCAUGGACUCUGCGCAGAUGUGGUUCUGCCGUGACUUAUGGGUCGACGCUGCCAAGCACGGUGGCAGCCAAAAGAUGGCCGCCGGGCGCGGGGAUCGGCGGAGCAUGAACAAGCGCGAGAUCGACACCGUCAGCGAGAACCUUGAGCCGCUGCAGAAACGCGAGGCGGAGGCGGCUCCCAAGGCCGACGAGAAGAGGGACGCUGUGCCCGAGGCUGAGGCUGUUCCCGACGCUGCCGAGGAGAAGAAGAUCAACAAGCCCGCCAAGGGCGGCGAUAAGCUCAAGGGCGGCGAUAAGCUCAAGGGCGACAACAAGGACGAGGACCCCGCCGAGCGCAAGGACCGUCGAGAGGACGGCUCGGACAAGACGGCAGGCGAUAACGUCGGCAGUAACCUCGACGCCAUGGAAGAAGACGCGUCCAACCCAGCUCCCGAGCCGCUCAGGAACGACGAACACUCGUACCUUUUCUCGAACAGCGCAUAUGAGGCUGCGCGCAUCCUUGUCAACCCACGCUGUUUGACGACUUACGGCGGCGUGUCGCACACCAAGCUCGCGCUCGACCUCUUUGGCGGUAAACAUGGACAUUCGCACACGGCCAAGCAGAACCUCGUGAUAGAUGAGUGGCAGGGCGCGCCCGACUCGUUUGUGUGCCAGGAGAUGCGCACGACUGGCGGGCGGACAGCGCAGAAGAGCCAGCGCCGCGUGAGCUUCCAGCUCCAGUACGAGGUCGACCAGUAG